AUGGAAUCUCUCGGAAGAGAGUUGACAGCCGCUGAGAAGGAGGAGCUUCCGAAGCAGAAAGAUUUGGAAUUGGCUCGCGAUAUUUUCGGUGAUGACGAUUUUGGAGAUGAUUCCAGAGGAAGCUAUGCGAAUAUCUCAUCCAAAGAGGAUUUCGAGUACUGGGGAGAGCGCGUCGGUAUAUUUUUGGCUACGAGGCAUAAGGCUGCCAAUUAUGGAGAUAUGAUUGAAAAGCUGUUGGGUGAGAUUACCAAGGAUUUAACGCUUGCUGAUAUUCAGAAGAUGGUCACCUACCUUAAACAAAUCGGUAAUGCAAAGAAGACCGCGGAGGAGCAAAAUUCGCUGAAAAUCCUUUUUCUAGACUAUUUAUUACAUAUUUCACUUUGA
Caenorhabditis briggsae is the source of this 384-nucleotide messenger RNA. Gene Ontology annotation, cellular component: eukaryotic translation initiation factor 3 complex; cytoplasm. Bases 1 to 384 code for a protein of 127 amino acids. Gene Ontology annotation, molecular function: translation initiation factor activity. The transcript has 3 exons. The record is from RefSeq and is a predicted model, not a curated record. Lineage: Eukaryota; Metazoa; Nematoda; Chromadorea; Rhabditida; Rhabditidae.